CCCCCCCUGCUCUCCGCGCGGCCCGAGGAGCCGCCGCUUGCCGCCAUUGACACGCACGGAGAGAGCGCAAAGAAAGGCAAAGAGUCCUGCCGGGCACCGGCGCCGCGCGGGCCGAACCUGCGCCAGGGGAGGGGCGCGCCGAGGGCACGGCGGCCCGGAGCAGGCGGCGCAGCACCAGCAUCCUGAGUGCCUGGAGGUCACAGUGUCAGCAAGCUGAGAGGCAAACAAAGGCAAGAUGUCAGGCCGGAGUGGGAAGAAGAAAAUGUCCAAGCUGUCCCGUUCAGCCAGGGCGGGCGUCAUCUUCCCCGUGGGGAGGCUGAUGCGCUACCUGAAGAAAGGGACCUUCAAGUACCGGAUCAGCGUGGGGGCCCCCGUCUACAUGGCAGCUGUCAUUGAGUACCUGGCAGCGGAAAUUCUGGAAUUGGCUGGGAAUGCCGCAAGGGACAACAAGAAGGCUCGGAUAGCCCCGAGACACAUCCUGCUGGCUGUGGCCAACGAUGAGGAGCUCAACCAGGACAUAAUGCCUGGCUUCUUCAUUCUGUCCCCAACUUAUAGCGGCCAUGGGAGGUGCUCCAUAAGCCCACUGAGGGCUUCUGGGGGAUUCUUCCCAUCUGUCUCUGAUUUCUACCAACAGUCCAAAGCAAAGGACAGCGAUAAAGAAGGAACUUCGAAUUCCACCUCAGAAGACGGCCCAGGGGAUGGAUUCACCAUUCUGUCUUCUAAGAGCCUUGUCCUCGGGCAGAAGAACAAGCACAAUAGGUUCCCGUUGUUCUCCUUCACAGGUAAAGCCUUGGAAAAGGCUGGGGGGAAAGAGUUCUUGGAAACAGUCAAGGAGCUUCGUAAAUCCCAAGGCCCUUUGGAAGUUGCAGAAGCUGCUGUCAGCCAAUCCAGCGGCCUCGCUGCCAAAUUUGUCAUCCACUGUCACAUCCCCCAGUGGGGCUCUGACAGAUGUGAAGAACAGCUCGAAGAGACCAUCAAGAACUGCUUGUCGGCAGCCGAGGACAAGAAGCUCAAGUCGGUGGCAUUCCCACCUUUUCCCACUGGCAGGAACUGCUUCCCCAAACAGACAGCGGCCCAGGUCACCCUCAAGGCCAUCUCGGCCCACUUCGACGACUCCAGCGGGUCCUCGCUGAAGAACGUGUACUUCCUGCUGUUUGACAGCGAGAGCAUCGGCAUCUACGUGCAGGAGAUGGCCAAGCUGGAUGCAAAGUAGCUGCAUAGCCAGGGUCACCCACGGAGGACGAAUUCAGUCCUGAGAGUGGGGUUUUGUUUUUCACACGGAGGGUGGACGGUGCCGCCGGGGAGGGGGCAAGCGCAGUGGGUGCUGGUCCCCCCGCCAAGGCGCCUCCGUAUUUUAUAUUCUGGUUGAAAAGGCCUUCGUAUGUCAUGAGCCAGGUCUCCAGGUGGGUUUUUUUCCCCCCAUGUGUGUGUUUUUUGGAUUUUUGGGUUUUUUUUGUAUUUUUCCUGUUCUUUUAGGACUUUUAAAAAAACAAACAACAGACCUCGUUUUAGAUUUCUAGCAUUGACUUUUUACACAUACACACAAAUUCCUUCAACAUUCCUAAAAGUUUCUGUUCCUCCUCUGCCCGCCCCCACCCCCCGCCCCCAGGAAGCGUGACUUGGCCUUUGUUUGUUGUGUGUUCCAUAAAGGGAACUGGUGCUUUUCUGUUUCACUGCCCCCACCCCCGACCCCAGGCAUAUCUAUAAUGACUCCUAAAGUGGUGUUGCUCCCGUCUUUUUUGUUGUUGCUUUCUUUUUUAAAGAAAAUGAAAGG
Echinops telfairi (small Madagascar hedgehog) is the source of this 1774-nucleotide messenger RNA. Its product is annotated as core histone macro-H2A.2. Gene Ontology annotation, molecular function: DNA binding; structural constituent of chromatin; protein heterodimerization activity. The record is from RefSeq and is a predicted model, not a curated record. Bases 236 to 1213 code for a protein of 325 amino acids. The transcript is spliced from 7 exons. Lineage: Eukaryota; Metazoa; Chordata; Mammalia; Afrosoricida; Tenrecidae. Gene Ontology annotation, cellular component: nucleosome.